Messenger RNA from Oppiella nova, 502 nucleotides. The record is from the annotation of a GenBank genome assembly. Lineage: Eukaryota; Metazoa; Arthropoda; Arachnida; Sarcoptiformes; Oppiidae.
GAAAGACAAUUGUCUUAACAUUAAAAUGGAGUUAUGUUUCAAUAAUUUGACAAAUGUUUUGGAAAAUAAGAAAUUAGUGUUUAAAGAAUUGAUGACUAAUUUUGAGUUUUAUAUAUCGUAUCAAAUGUUUCGUGAACUCACAAAAUGUGUGCAAUAUUUGCACGAAAAGCAUAUCAUUCAUAGAGACCUCAAACCGGAUAAUGUGUUGAUUUCAAUGGACUAUAAGAUAAAGUUAUGUGACUUUGGUUUGGCUAAAGAAGUUGCAAAUACUGAUUGGUAUCGGAUGUCUAAAACUAAACAUACGGCAGAUGUGGGAACUGUUGACUAUAUGGCACCGGAAGUAAAUUCAGAUCCAAUUGAUUACGACCAUAGGAUAGAUAUCUACAGUCUAUCCCUAAUUGGGGCUCAAAUAUUUGGGUUCAAUACAAACGAUAUAAAGAACGGAUUGUAUAGGUUAAUACCGGACCAGUUCCUUUUGAUGUCGCACGGAUCUAACCGUUAG